Messenger RNA from Egretta garzetta (little egret), 851 nucleotides. RefSeq names its product peptidyl-prolyl cis-trans isomerase A. The record is from RefSeq and is a predicted model, not a curated record. NCBI's taxonomy places the organism in Eukaryota, Metazoa, Chordata, Aves, Pelecaniformes, Ardeidae. Gene Ontology annotation, molecular function: peptidyl-prolyl cis-trans isomerase activity; zinc ion binding. The coding region runs from base 1 to 669 and encodes 222 amino acids. Gene Ontology annotation, biological process: protein peptidyl-prolyl isomerization; protein folding. The transcript has 5 exons.
AUGCCCAGAUGCCACCACGUCAAGCGCAACUUCAGCAGCGGGACCAUCCCGGGGACCCCGGGGCCCAACGGCGAGGACGGCGUGGAGCAGACGGCCAUCAAGGUGUCGCUCAAGUGUCCCAUCACCUUCCGGAGGAUUCAGCUGCCAGCCAGGGGCCACGACUGCCGGCACAUACAGCGGCGUUGGCCACGCUGCGGCUGCGCCAAACCCAGACUCUCCCCAACUCCGGACAAAACGAGCCGCUCAUGGUGGUUUUCCUCUCUUUUUGCAGAAAACUUCCGUGCCCUGAGCACUGGCGAGAAGGGAUUUGGCUACAAGGGGUCCUGCUUCCACAGAAUCAUUCCUGGGUUCAUGUGCCAGGGUGGCGACUUCACGCGCCACAACGGCACUGGCGGAAAAUCUAUCUAUGGGGAGAAGUUCCCCGAUGAGAACUUCAUCCUGAAGCACACAGGCCCUGGCAUCCUGUCCAUGGCCAAUGCCGGCCCCAACACGAACGGUUCCCAGUUCUUCAUCUGCACUGCCAAGACCGAAUGGUUGGAUGGCAAACACGUUGUGUUUGGCCGCGUCAAGGAGGGGAUGAACGUGGUGGAGGCCAUGGAGCGCUGUGGCUCCAAAGAUGGCAAAACAAGCAAGAAGAUCACCAUUACCGACUGCGGGCAGCUCUCGUAAACCCUCUUCUUAACAACUGACCAUUCCUUCGGCAGCCUGGGCGCUGCGCCCCGCUGCAGCUCACCCUGUCCCACCCUGCUCCUGACUUACUGCUGCGUUUCUACUGGGUCUCAGCCCCAUGUGCACGGUCCAGCUGGGCUGCAGUUACCUUUAUGAGUCUAAAUAAAGUGAAUUAAACCACA